Messenger RNA from Crotalus tigris (Tiger rattlesnake), 1303 nucleotides. RefSeq names its product apelin receptor early endogenous ligand (gene APELA). The record is from RefSeq and is a predicted model, not a curated record. Lineage: Eukaryota; Metazoa; Chordata; Lepidosauria; Squamata; Viperidae. The transcript has 3 exons. Bases 223 to 387 code for a protein of 54 amino acids. Gene Ontology annotation, molecular function: apelin receptor binding. Gene Ontology annotation, biological process: apelin receptor signaling pathway; heart development.
GAGAGGCCCUGAGCACAACGUGCCCAACCAGUAGCCUUGCCUCCCGCGGUCAUUAACCUUGCUGGGAAAGGCAGGGGGAAGCUCCUCGGCGAGGCUUGUCAUUCAGAGUGUGAGCCACGGCAGGGACCACAGCAGACACGUUUCCGGCAAGCUGCUCCUUCGCUGCGAGGUGAGAUAAAAGAGCGGGUCCCCGUGCGUGCGUCCGCCCACCCGCCCGCCGACAUGAGAUUCCCGCAGCUCCUCCUGAGCUGGGUUUUGCUGCUGACGGGGCUGCUUCUGGUCAACGGACAGAGGCCAGCUAACUUGGCCAACAGACGAAAACUACACAGACAUCACUGUUCCCACAGGAGAUGCAUGCCCCUUCAUUCCAGAGUGCCCUUCCCUUGAGUUUCUUCAAAUUUGCUGAGGAAAAAAAAAAGCACCGAAGUCCAGAUGACAUUUGAUAAUGGCACACUUAUGAUCUACAGAGAUAUCUCACAAGCCAUCAUCAGGAAACAGAGAAAUCAUAUGAGAAAACUGUUGGAGCAGGUUUUCCUGGAGCUUGGGGAUUCUUUAAGAAGAAAGAAAUAAUUAUCAACCAAAAGAUCUUAUCUAGAAGCACUGGAGAAUCAUCGGUACAGUAUAUCCACCACUUUUCUUGGCAUCUCAACAUAGCAAUCUAGUAGCCAGAAAGCAAACAUUGCAAUGUUAGACAAAUUAUGUUCUUGAAAAAGUUUUUGCUGUAUUAAGUGUCUCUUACUCAUGUAUCUUUUAACACUCUAUUAAAAAUAUGCAAGAGUGAAAUUAGUAUUUGAUAAACAGUAUGACUGCUUAAAGCCACAAUUAUUUAAUUGGUUUCACUAUUGCUUGAUGACCAGGAUGCUCUGUUUUAUUCCUGUUAUGUCCAAACAUUUCUCAGGCCGGCACUCCUUAGUAUCUUGGCCUACUGUUCCAGAAUUACCAACCACAACAUGUCAACAGGGUGCCAGGUUAGAUAAUCUGGCUGUUUUUGAAGGAGGAAAUUCUUAAAUAUUAACUAAAAUUAACAGAAAAAGCUUACAAGCAUGUUUGAACCUUAAAAAUCACUUAUACCAGUGGAAAUGCACUGUAUGAUAAGGCUUUGUGUGAUCAGAUACUUAACAGAUCAAUACUGUAAUGUAUAUCUUGCCAUAGUCCUUGAUACAUAUGUAGCAAUUUUAACACUACAAUCAAUUUAGAUCAUAUAGUGAUUCAAUAAUUUCUUAAAGCAUGUUUGUAACUGUAUAUGUUGUACAAAAUGUAUUUCAAGUAGUACUGUCACAUUAAAUAUUCAUGUAUCUUUUCA